Messenger RNA from Sesamum indicum (sesame), 842 nucleotides. Lineage: Eukaryota; Viridiplantae; Streptophyta; Magnoliopsida; Lamiales; Pedaliaceae. The record is from RefSeq and is a predicted model, not a curated record.
AUGCAUAUGAGGAGGUGGGCAGGAAGCUGGUGGACCAUCAAGAUCAGCGGAGCAGCAGCAGCAGCCGCGAAGCGGCGGGACUGGAACACCUUCGGGCAGUACCUCCGGAACCAGCGGCCGCCGGUGGGGCUGCCGCAGUGCAACUACAGCCACGUCCUUGAUUUCCUCCGGUACUUAGAUCAGUUUGGUAAGACUAAGGUUCACGUACAGGGGUGCGUGUUCUUCGGGCAGCCAGAGCCGGCGGGGCCCUGCAGCUGCCCGCUGAGGCAGGCGUGGGGCAGCCUAGAUGCACUGAUCGGGCGGCUGCGGGCAGCCUACGAGGAGAACGGAGGAGCGGCGGAGACGAACCCUUUUGCGAAUGGGGCCAUACGCGUGUAUCUGAGGGAGGUGAGGGAGUCUCAGGCGAAGGCGCGGGGGAUACCCUACAAGAAGAAGAAGAAGAAGAAGAAGAGGAAAGCUAGUGAUCAUGAUCAAGGGACGAUGAUGCCCUCCAAUUCCAGUUUUCAAUCUUCUGGAAUUUGAUGCUUAUUUCAUUAUAAUUAACGAGUAAAAUCUCUCUCUCUCUCUCUCUCUCUAUAUAUAUAUAUAUAUAUUAAUAUACAUAUAAAAAUAUGAAAAUAUUUUGUGGGUUUUUUAUUUGAACUGCAGAAUUGGUGAAUGUUUGUCUUUUCUUUGAUCUUGAAGUGCUUGAAGCUCAUUUAUGUCUUGAUGGGAAAAACAUGUAAUUUUUACUUUUUAUCUUGAUAUAUAUAUAUAUAUAUAUAUAUAUGUAUAUGAUAAACUGAUGAAAGUUGGUGUUUGGUGUAUAAAUGGUUUACUGUAAAUGUGGCAUUUAGCUAAAU